This is a messenger RNA of Juglans microcarpa x Juglans regia, 1918 nucleotides long. RefSeq names its product probable sugar phosphate/phosphate translocator At3g17430. Gene Ontology annotation, molecular function: antiporter activity. NCBI's taxonomy places the organism in Eukaryota, Viridiplantae, Streptophyta, Magnoliopsida, Fagales, Juglandaceae. The transcript has 9 exons. The record is from RefSeq and is a predicted model, not a curated record. Bases 497 to 1639 code for a protein of 380 amino acids. Gene Ontology annotation, cellular component: Golgi apparatus; endosome; trans-Golgi network.
CGCAGGCAGAAGCCAACGGAGACGCUGGUGCCUUUUUAUGCUUAGAGCAGAGCUGUAAUAAAUGCAGCUCGAGGUUUGAAGAAGAACAACAGGAGAAGAAAGAAGACUCACACUCACUCCCAAACUUCCAAGUAUAAAAAAAAAAAAACCAAGUUCCUUUCAAUUGGAUCUUCUUCUCCUUCGUUUAUUCUUUCUGUGUGUGCGCGCGCGCGCGUGACGGAUUGGGUUGGGAUCUCUGAGAUUGGGAACCCGAACCCAUUUUGUAAGGUACAUAUCCCGUUUGUCAUUGCCGCAAGAAAUCAGAUCAGAUGGUGUCCGACUUUGUUGUUUCCUCCAUCUAGUUUCAGAUCGGCAGCUUCGGCUUUUGCUUGCUUUGUUUGCUCGUCAUUGUAUGUUAAAUUUGCAGCCACUUUUCUUCUUUGUUGCUCUCUUUUGUGGAAAAGGUUUCGGGAUUUCAUAGUUCAUACUUCAUUCUGUGUGUGAAAGGAGAAAGCCAAUGAUUAACAAAACGCUCCUUUUCACAUACUUGUACCUGCUAGUCUACAUUUUGCUUUCUUCCGGAGUCAUAUUGUACAACAAGUGGGUUCUGUCUCCGAAAUACUUCAACUUUCCGUUUCCUAUAACGCUUACCAUGAUUCACAUGGGCUUUUCCGGGGCCGUUGCAUUCUUUCUUGUUCGGGUUUUCAAGGUUGUAGCUCCCGUCAAAAUGACAUUUGAAAUAUACGCAACAUGUGUGAUACCGAUAAGUGCCUUCUUCGCAUCAAGCCUUUGGUUUGGUAACACUGCUUACUUGCACAUUUCUGUGGCCUUCAUCCAGAUGCUCAAAGCAUUAAUGCCUGUCGCAACAUUUAUCAUGGCUGUUAUGUGUGGCACUGACAAACCAAGGUGUGACGUGUUCUUGAACAUGGUGCUGGUCAGUGUUGGAGUUGUCAUUUCCUCAUAUGGGGAGAUUCAUUUUAAUGUAGUUGGUACAGUUUACCAGGUUACGGGCAUCUUUGCAGAAGCUCUUAGGCUGGUCUUAACACAAGUCCUUCUACAAAAGAAGGGCUUGACUCUAAACCCCAUCACCAGUUUAUAUUACAUAGCUCCAUGCAGUUUCAUGUUUUUGUUUGUGCCUUGGUGUUUAUUGGAGAAGCCUCAUAUACAAGUCUCAGAGGACCAGUUCAACUUCUGGAUCUUUUUCUCAAAUGCCCUUUGUGCUUUGGCCCUGAACUUCUCCAUUUUCUUAGUAAUUGGUAGAACAGGGGCAGUUACCAUCCGGGUUGCUGGUGUUCUGAAAGACUGGAUAUUGAUAGCCCUUUCCACUGUCAUCUUUCCAGAGUCCACAAUAACUGGGCUAAAUAUAAUUGGCUAUGCCAUUGCACUAUGUGGUGUGGUCAUGUACAAUUAUAUAAAGGUCAAGGAUGUUCGAGCAUCUCAACAACCUUCUGAAAGCCUUCCUGAAAGAAUCACCAAGGAUUGGAAGUUGGAGAAGAAAUCAUCAGACAUAUUCUUGCCUAAUGACACUAGUGAUAACGGCAAGGGAAGCAGUGGAGGGAAUGGUGGUGCCUCUGAUUUGAAUUUUGAUGAAGAAACACCUCUACUUUCAACAUCAAGGUUAUCUCAUAUCGGACGUUCACAGCUCAUGCGUGAUUCAUGAGGGCAUAAACGUGGGUUGAUGUAUUUGGAAAAGAAAAUAGUAGAGGCAGCCUGUUCAAAGGCAUCUGACUCCAUUCUUUCCAGGCAAUGUAUCCAUAUGAUACAUGCAAAGGCGAUUCAUUUGUAUUUACUUCCAUUUAUGGCAUGUAUGCAUGAUUUUCCCGUCUUUGAGUUCUGUAGCCGGGACCAAUUGUGAACGAAUGGACCAUAGCAGAAUCAAGGCUCUUUGAUCUGGAAACUUUUUAUUAGUAUCUCAGCAAAUGGAACUGUUUUCCCCUUA